Gekko japonicus is the source of this 435-nucleotide messenger RNA. Its product is annotated as AP-1 complex subunit sigma-1A-like. Gene Ontology annotation, biological process: intracellular protein transport; vesicle-mediated transport. Lineage: Eukaryota; Metazoa; Chordata; Lepidosauria; Squamata; Gekkonidae. The coding region runs from base 1 to 435 and encodes 144 amino acids. The record is from RefSeq and is a predicted model, not a curated record. The transcript has 4 exons. Gene Ontology annotation, cellular component: membrane coat; intracellular membrane-bounded organelle.
AUGCGCUUCAUGCUGCUCUUCAGCCGGCAAGGGAAGCUGCGCCUCCAGAAGUGGUACCUGGCCACCUCCGACAAGGACAAGAAGAAGAUGGUGCGGGAGCUCAUGCAGGUGGUGCUGGCCCGCAAGCCCAAGAUGUGCAGCUUUCUGGAGUGGCGGGACCUGAAGGUGGUCUACAAAAGGUACGCCAGCUUGUACUUCUGCUGUGCCAUUGAGGAGCAAGACAAUGAGCUGAUCACGCUGGAGCUCAUCCACCGAUACGUCGAGUUGCUGGACAAAUAUUUUGGCAGUGCCCAGCUCCCUCCCUCCCCCAGCCGGCCCGCAGAUUCCUUGCGGGUCCCCACUUGUGAAGAAUAUCUGUGGACCACUUGUGUCCCUGGUGCAAAAUUGGAAGAUGAGUCACCCCGAAGCGUGCUGGAGGAGAUGGGGCUGGCAUAG